UAGUGAAACCCCAAAAACCGAUGAAACAACAUUUUGCGAGGAGGUGAAUGUCCCCUCCAGGAACUUCUACGUUGAAGUUUGAAUGCCUAUUAUUCCAAUACAUUCCGCAUUGGUACCUCUACGCUGGUACGUACAAUGUUGACGAACUCUGGCGACCUUGGUACCGCAUUAGUAUAAAGACAUCCGACAAAGGCGAAAGUUUCAUCCGACCCACCAUCUUCCGAAGACGUCGCAUUCCGUUUUCUCGCACGCAACUGUCAGGCGAGCCCAAUGGAAAAAAUCAUCGAAUAAAUGUGCUCGGCACGGCACGAUCCAAAACAACGUUUUGAAGAUGUCCGAUGAAUCUCGCGCGAUCCUCAUUCGAAGCAUGGCCUAGAUUCCAUCAGGAGGAUUUUUUUGGCGCGACAUGAUUUUUGGAAUACGGUUCUUCGAGUGGUUCUUUUGCUUUGGUUAUGUGUGGGUGACAGUUUCCGGGUGGCAUAUUCUCGAGUUCAUUGUGGGGCCGAAACUUGACGGAAAGUUGGCUAGUUCGAGGGAAAUUGAAAAUGAUCCUGCGCGCAACUUAGUAGAAGGAUAUGGUUACCCCUUCGAAUCUCACGACGUUAUAUCAGGAUCCGGAUACAUUCUAACGUUGCACCGAAUUCCUCAUGGAAUCAAAAAAAAACAUUGGAAAACAUUGAACCGACCUGUAGCUCUAUUCCAACAUGGGCUAGUUGCUUCGUCUGAUGCUUUUCUUUUCAGAGGGCCAGAUUUUGACUUGCCAUACACUUUGGCAGAUGCUGGAUAUGAUGUGUGGCUGAGUAAUAUGAGAGGAAACGUAUAUUCCAGAAAACAUAAAACUAUGGAUUCAACGAAAGAUCUUCAGUUUUGGGAUUUCACUCUUCACGAAAUAGGUGUUCAAGACUAUCCUGCAAUUUUCGACUACAUCCUCAACAAAACCAAACAACAGGAUCUUUAUUUUUUGGGACACUCAGUUGGAUCAACAGCUGGAUUCAUUUUAUGUUCGGCGAUGCCACAGUAUAACAAAAAAAUCAAAUUGCAUCUCUCUCUUGCGCCUCUAGUGUAUGUUAAUCACUCGAUAACACUGGCACAGAAAAUGCUGAUAUUUCCUGGACUAUCUGUUAUGGAAACAGCUAUGUCUAAUGGAAUUUACAACUGUUUUCCGAGAAGACCAUUUUUUUCACGAAUGAUGCAAAUGAUUUGUGAAGAUGGGAUGAUAUUCCAACGAUUAUGUUUGAAAGCAGUUUUCACAGUUGUCGGCCAGAAAAAUUCUCAAUUCAAUACGAGCUACUUACCAUCCUGUUUCGAAUACUUUCCUGCAGGGACGUCAAUGUUUUUAAUGCAACACACUCUUCAGUUGUAUGUCAAAGGAGAUUUUUCACCGUUUGACUACGGAAAUGAAACACACAAUAUGCAAAAGUAUAAUGAAUCUAUUCCAGCACCAUAUAACCUUUCUAUGGUAACUCAUCCAGUUUUGCUUUACUAUGGAUCUGGGGAUAUAUUGGUUACAGAAGAGGAUAUCAUAUCUACCCUUCAGAAGUUACCAAACUCCUUAGGCAAGUUCCAAGUACCGUUUGAAAACUUCAACCACAUGGAUUUCAUGUGGGGAAAAGACGCCAAAGAAUUACUUUACGAUAAACUCAUUGUUAUGAUGGAUAAAUAUAGGUAGCAUUCAAUGAUUUAUGGAGUAUUGUAAAUAAAAUGUUUGUACAUACAAUAAGACAUUUUU
This is a messenger RNA of Leptinotarsa decemlineata (Colorado potato beetle), 1729 nucleotides long. Its product is annotated as lipase 1. The record is from RefSeq and is a predicted model, not a curated record. Gene Ontology annotation, molecular function: hydrolase activity, acting on ester bonds. Lineage: Eukaryota; Metazoa; Arthropoda; Insecta; Coleoptera; Chrysomelidae. Gene Ontology annotation, biological process: lipid metabolic process.